Messenger RNA from Daucus carota subsp. sativus, 1003 nucleotides. RefSeq names its product non-specific lipid transfer protein GPI-anchored 2. The transcript is spliced from 3 exons. The record is from RefSeq and is a predicted model, not a curated record. Lineage: Eukaryota; Viridiplantae; Streptophyta; Magnoliopsida; Apiales; Apiaceae. The coding region runs from base 211 to 792 and encodes 193 amino acids.
AAUAAGCGCGGAAAGUAUGUCAGAGACGUGUCUCGACGAAACUGAUCCCUUACAUGUAUGCAGACAGUGCUGACCUAAAAACAUCACAACACCUCAUUCUCAUAAAUAUCAUCAACUGCAUCUCCAUCCUCUAUUACAAAUUUAAUACUCCUCUGUAACCCUUUGGCAACUAAACCACUGUAGUUAUUCCAAAGCUUAUUUUCAAGUGCAAUGGCUUCAGCAGCAAUGCUAUUCUUAACAAUGAUGGUGAUAUGUUACUACUCCGCGAAUGCACAGGCACCUGCUGGAAUGCCUGUGCAGUCGCCUAUGGCAGUGACUGGCGUGGCACCGGCAGCAGGACCUGUUGGAGAAACAGAUUGCACAACAGCAUUGUUUGGGAUGUCGGAUUGUUUAGGAUACGUGCAGCAAGGAAGCAAUGCAACCAAGCCUGAUCCGGCUUGCUGUCCAGAGCUUUCCGGGCUGUUGAAAAACCAACCAACAUGUUUGUGCUUGUUGCUUGGUGAUACUUCUUCCACUUUCGGCAUUCAAAUUGAUCUCAGCAGGGCAAUUGAUCUGCCAAAGACCUGUGGUCUUCAACUUCCUGAUCUUUCCGCGUGCCCAGCUGCUCCAAGUCCAAGUGCAGGAGAAGCUCCAGCAUCAAGUGGAGUACCUGCAUAUUCUCCAGGUGGCGUGACACUUGGCCCAGGUGUUGCAGCCAGUCCCGAAUCUGCCAACAAUGGGAAUGGAGCUCCGACUAUCGGCCCCUUUGGCCUUGCCUCAUUUCUUGCUGUUGCAGUUUCUUUGUCACUUUGAUUUUCUUACCAGUUCAUUUUUGUUCCACAAUCAAAUCUGCAAAAUUUGUAAGCUUAACAUGUUCUUGAAGCGACCCUAUUACAUUGUUUAUUUAUUUCAUAUUAUAUACAAUUUACACGUUAUAUUGUCGUCUCGAGUUGUAAACUACAGAUUCUUACCGUUUAAUAAACGUAGUUCAACUUAGAAUACAACUGCAUUCUGUUUCCUCUUA